Molecule: messenger RNA, 1305 nt
Organism: Diplodia corticola
Lineage: Eukaryota; Fungi; Ascomycota; Dothideomycetes; Botryosphaeriales; Botryosphaeriaceae
Product: allergen protein
Exons: 2
Coding region: 1-1305 (434 amino acids)
Source: RefSeq, a predicted model, not a curated record
AUGGAGAAAGCGAAGGCAGCCGUUUCCGACUUCAUGUCCAAGUCUGGCCACCAUGACACCACCGUUCACGAGAGGGUCAAUCCUGCCGUCAAGCACGAGACAGUCAAGCCUUCCAAGCACGAGAACGUCACCACCGCCAUCGACAAGGAAAUCCACCAAGACCACUAUCACACUGCUGUCCAGCCCGUUCAGGAUCGCGAGGUGCUUCCUGAGCAGCAUCACCACAAUCUCGCUGGUGUUGAGCACCGGCAGUUCGACCACGGCAACGAGCGCGAGGUGGAGCAGCGUCUGAAGCAGGAGGCCGCGCAGUUCAAGGAUGAAUCGGUCCGGCAUGAUGAGCACCACACCCGCUCCGCCGCGCCACAAGUCGCGGGCGAGCACGUCCACCACCACGUGCAUGAGACGAUCCAGCCCGUGGUGCAGAAGGAAACCAUCGAACCCCACGUAGUCCACACCACCGUCCCUAUCCACGAAGUCCACCACAACGCGGCCCAACACCACUCGACCUCUGCGCUCCCCGCCGUCAGCAUGGAUGACUUCCGUCGUCAGGGUGGUGUGCUGACCGGCCGCGAGGAGCGUUAUGACGGCUUCGAGGGUGAGCCGCGCAACAUUGGUGGCGCUGGUAGCAAUAUUGGCGGCACGCACGGUGUCGGCCGCCACGAGCACGGCACCCGCGGCGAGACCGGUGCACUCCGCGGCGAGCACAGCAUCGCCGGCGACCACGGCCGCGGCACCACCGGCUCCGGCCUGCCCGUCCCGACGUCGACCUCCGCCUACCACGGCGGUCGUCACGGCGAGCACGGCAGCAGCGGCGGCGCCCUCGGCACCGGCACCGUCGCCGGCGCCACCGCCGCUGCAACCCAGCACCACCAGCACAACAAGGAGCGCGAGUCCGGCGUCGGCGGCACGCACUUCGACCGCGACACCACGUCCUCCACCACCACCGGCGGUCGCGGUGUCGGCGGCGCCGUCGAGAAAGGUCUCGAGCGCGAGCGCGAGCGCGAGCGCGGCACUGGCGUGUCUCCCACCACUGGCUCGACUGGCGCCACCGGCACAUCGGGCGCCGCUACCACCGGCCGCACGCCGCAGCACAGCACCGGUGCUGGCAGGGGCGCUGGUGGUGGUGGCCUGACUGGCAGUGGCGUCGGUAGCGGUGUUGGCAGUGGCCGUCGUGACGAAUAUGGCGCGGUGCCGGCGGAGCGGACGAACACGGAGAGCAGCACGGCGAGCAAGCCCAGUUUGCUGGAUCGGCUGAACCCGCUGAAGGAUACGGAUGGCGAUGGAAAGAAGGGUAUCAUGGACUAA